This is a messenger RNA of Didymodactylos carnosus, 1521 nucleotides long. NCBI's taxonomy places the organism in Eukaryota, Metazoa, Rotifera, Eurotatoria, Philodinida, Philodinidae. The record is from the annotation of a GenBank genome assembly.
AUGAUUAACAACAUCCAAGAUAUAGAUAAAAUAUCAGAGCAAUUACAAAACAUUUUAAUGAAUGCAGCGCAUGAUACAAUACCGAAAAUAAUAACGAACAAGAGCAGUAAAUACUGGUGGACAAAAGAAUUAACAAUACAUCGUAAAUUAGUAUACAAAUAUAAGCGCAUCUACAAAGCUCAAGAUCAUUCGCCAAAAAGUUAUAAUAAGUAUACACAACAGCAGCAAUUAUUCAAACAACAUAUCAGAGAAGCCAAACAACAGUACAGGUUAAACAUAAAUAAAUCAAUAAAAUUAAGAAAUAUACAACGGCUAAUAACGAAAAAGAUAAAACAAAAUAUUCCAGAUUUAAUUGAUAAAAACAAUCAAAAAAUAAUCAAAAAACUUGAUAUAGCAGAUGAAUUGAUUGAUGAAUUUUGUCCCGAUGAUAAUGUAAUUAAUACUACAGUAACUACAACCACUAGUCAGAUUAAUAAUAAUAAGGAUACAGAGGAACACAUAACGAUUGUGGAAGAAGAAAACAUGUUAAUGCAAAUGCCACCACGAAAAGCAGCCGAUUUUAAGGGUAUACAAUUGAUUAUGUUGCAACAAUCAGGAUCAUUAUUUCAACAAUUACUAUUAAAGAUAUAUAAUAAAAUAUUAGAGCAUAGUUUUUAUCCAGAAUCUUGGAAAAUUAUAAAAUUAUUAGCAUUUAAAAAGAAAAGAAAACAUUUUAUUUAUACAAUUAAAAAAUUGAUAAUUGAAUGUGAAGCCAAAAAUGUAUUUGAUAAUAAGCAAUUCGGUUUUAGAAAAAGAUUAGGAACAGAGGAUGCACAACUAUUUUUGAGUCAUCAUAUUGCUACCGGUAUCGAUAAGCAACAAAUUGUAACAACGGCAUUUCUAGAUGUUAGUAAAGCGUUCAAUAGCAUUAAUCCAACAUUAUUAAUAACCAAAUUAAAGAAAACUGGUAUAUCAGCACCUAUCAUAAAUUUUGUUAAAUCAUUUUGUGAACCACGUAAUGCAUGUGUAUCAUUAGAAGAUGGUAUAACAUCAAAAUUUAAGUUAAUGAAUUAUGGUGCUCCACAAGAUAAAACAUUGAAAGAUUUGAAAUUAGAGUUACAAAUAGAUAAGAUUCAAUUAAUUCAUUUUCAUCGCAAAAGAUUUAUGAAUAAUACACCAUUAAUAUAUAAUCGAAUUAGAAUAUUACCAUGUUCAACAGUUAAUUAUUUAGGUUUAAUAUAUAAUAAUAAAUUCAAAUGGGAUCAGCACAUAGAAUCAGUACGUACCGCAUGUGUAAGAGAGUUUGAUAGAAUACAACGUUGGCUUAGUCAAAAUAAAUGUACUUAUGAUACAAAAAUAUUAAUUGGCUUAUAUAAAACAUUAAUAAUACCGAAAAUAGUCUAUGGUGCUGCUGUUUGGUCAUCGAAAUUACCCUACAAAUUAUUAAAAAUACUACAAAAAAUUCAAAAACAAUUCUUAUUGUUUGUAUUAAAUGUAGAACAAAUAGCAUCACAAGUCAUGGAAGUUGAAGCGAAUAUAUAA